Thlaspi arvense is the source of this 1477-nucleotide messenger RNA. The record is from the annotation of a GenBank genome assembly. NCBI's taxonomy places the organism in Eukaryota, Viridiplantae, Streptophyta, Magnoliopsida, Brassicales, Brassicaceae.
UUUUUGAUAUCUUUCAACAUUAUCAAUCAUAACUUAUUUUAUUAGUUUUGUAAAUAAAUAAAAAAAUCCAUUAUACGUCUAACAUGUCUCCUCUCUCUAUAUAAAUCAAACCAAGUUGUGCAUCUCCCUCACAACUCCAAAAAGCGUCGUAGCCUUAAAGAUGCCGGCGAACAACACACCGUUCCUCACCGUCUUCUUCCUUUUCCUCGGUUUACUCCGGUUCGAUUCAAUUCCCGGUUUAAAAGCAGCAACAUUGGCUUCGGUUCCGGGAGUAUACGUGUUCGGAGAUUCGUUGGUUGAUGCCGGAAACAAUAAUUACUUACCAUUUUCAUUAAGAAAAGCUAUUCUUCCACCCAACGGCAUCGACUUCCCUAGCAAAAAACCCAACGGAAGAUUCUGUAACGGAAAAAACGCCGCCGAUAUUAUCGCUGAGAAAUUUGGAUUACCAUUACCGCCGCCGUAUCUCUCACUAUGCUUACUUAGAAAAAGGAAUGCGAGAGAUGUCGCUGCCGUGAAAGGUGUUAAUUUUGCUUCCGCAGCUGCGGGAAUCUUUGAUAGCAAUGACCAAACAACUGGACAAGCGAUUCCUUUAUCACAGCAACUGAACAAUUGGCUCUCUAUUCAUCGAAACCUCAGGAGAAAGCUUGGAGCAUCCGAAGCAAAAACUCACAUAUCAAAAUCUCUAUUCGUUAUUAUCAUAGGCAGCAACGAUAUUUUGGAUUAUUAUAAUUCCUUGAAACUUCGGAAAAAGAGUAAACCUCAACAGUAUAUGCAAUCAAUAGCCAAUAAAUUCAAAGAGCAAUUGAAGAGAAUCCACGAGACUGGCACGCCUAGAUUAUUAAUAUUCGGGGUAGCACCGCUCGGUUGUGCACCGCAGCAAAGAGAGAAGAACUCGACGAUCCAUGAAUGCAACAAAGAGGCAAGCAUGUUUGCCUCUUUGUACAACGAAGCUCUAACAAAGAUGCUGCAAGAACUCAAACAAGAGCUGCAAAGCUCAAUGGCUUACUCUUACUUUGAUCUGUUCAAGUCCUUACAAGACAUUAACUCCAACCCUGAACGUUACGGUUUAGCUGACGCAACGUCGGCGUGUUGUGGACGUGGAAAACUAAAUGCGGAUAUUCCUUGUGUGCUUCCGUUCGCGAGGGUUUGUUCGGACAGAACAAAAUAUCUCUUCUGGGAUUACUACGGUCAUCCCACAGAAGCGGGUGCUCGUGUUAUCGUCGAUCUUAUGUUUGCUAAUGAUUCACAAUACAUGUUUCCUUUAACUCUCUCUCAGUUGGUCUCUCCAUGAUCAAUACGGCGUUGUUUUGCAUCUUUAGUGUGGUGUUACAUGACAAAUGAAAUUUGGAGAACCUUUGUUUUUAUUAACAUUUCGUACUGUUUACUGCAAAAUAAGAAAGUAUUUGGAGACUUUGAUUUGUCAUAUAUAUGUACUCAUUUUGUAAGUUGUAAGUAAUAAUAAGUUUUUGGCCUUUUC